AUGGCCUCUCAAGCGGUUUCGUAUCUUUUGCAUAUACUCCCAUUUGUGUUCCUGUGGAUUGCUUUAUUGCGUGAUUGGCUUCCAGGUACACACGACUUCACAAUCAAUAAUUACGAUAUCAUCCUCUACAUGCCAGUCUAUGCGAUCGUGAUGCUUGGGAUAUAUGGAGUGUGCAAUGUUCUGUAUGGUGUGGCAACAUUCAACGAUUGUUAUCUAGCGCGUGACGAACUCAGGAAAGAAAUUGAUGAAGCUAGAGCAGAACUUCGAAAACGAAAUAUCAUUUCUUAA
Anisakis simplex (herring worm) is the source of this 288-nucleotide messenger RNA. NCBI's taxonomy places the organism in Eukaryota, Metazoa, Nematoda, Chromadorea, Rhabditida, Anisakidae. The record is from the annotation of a GenBank genome assembly.